UCUGGAUCCUGUGUUCGGGGCUCGUCCUGGGUGCGGGAUAAGGUGAGGAGAAGCGAGAGCGAUGCUGGUGCCGGGGAUUUUAGGGUUUCAGGGUUUGGUCUAUUUGUUGCUGGCGUUGGGUUGCGUGUGGAGAAAUUCCGAGGCGAAGAGGGAAGACCUCGUCAUGAGGUUCGCGGAGGAGGAUCAUGCUGACGUGGCGGAGAUGGAGGUUGCUGCGGCUGAGUCGGUGGAGUACUCUUCUCCGGUUCCCGUGGAGUACUCUUCUUCGGUUCCGGUGAAUGUUUCGCGCUGGUACCAAUGUGCGGUGUGUUUUGCGCCUACCACCAUGCGCUGUUCUCGCUGCAAGGCUGUUAGAUAUUGUUCGGGUAAGUGUCAAAUUAAUCAUUGGAGACAAGGUCACAAGGAAGAAUGUUGUCCUCCAACUACCACCAUGGAGCUGAAUGAUGAAGAUAUUUUUUGCAGGGCAUCAGUAUCCCAAACUCAGUCUGGUUUUCAUGAAAUCAAAGGAACACAUGAUGGGAUUUCAUAUUCCAAUGACUCGUAUUCCAACCUUAAUCCUUCAGUUGCUGCAAGAAAAUCAUUUGAUGAUAACUAUCACAGCAGAUUUGCCAAAUCUGUCUGCGAUGAUAAUAAUGAUGAUUCAAGUGUUGCUUCUGCUCAUAACAAAGAGACAGUGUUGACCCCCACAAUUUCCUCAGAAUCUACAUAUUCUGUGAAUGUUGAAGUUAAGGAUUCUAGUGCAAGCAAAAGAAGCAAGACAAAUCCUAGCAACACUAAUGAUGAGACUCGAUCUAAAUCAAAAUUUCCCAAAGUUAAAUCUGACACAUCUCAUGAUGAGGCAGCAAAUUUGGGUAGCCAUGAACGCAGAAGAAAAGUUGCAAUAGUUGAAAAAUCAGCUGCAAUAGAUGCCUCUAAAUGCAAAACUGUGCCUUACUUGAGUGGUUCAAGUAAAUAUGCUGUAAUUGAUGAUGUAGAAGAAGAAUCGCAUUUGUCCAAAUACAGAGAAGCACGGAGAUCAUCAUCUAGUUCUCGUGAUCGACCAUCCUCAACUACUAAGGGGGAUUCUCUUUCACAGUCCAAGUGUAUAAAAAUGGACAAUUAUCAUACCUUACCCACAAAAGUUAGUGCGAUUCCAAAUCUGCAGCAAAAUGUUCGUAGUGGUUUGAAAACAUCAAUGCAAAAAGUUGUCCAGCAGUUUAGAAGCUCAAAAGAGUCAAGAUCCAAUUCAGCGUCUGCCGAAAAUGAGAUGGGCUUUCCUUAUGAACUCUUUGUGGAACUUUACUGUUAUGACAAGAUGAGGCUAUUCCCCUUUGGCCUUACAAACUGUGGGAAUAGCUGUUACGCUAAUGCAGUUCUCCAGUGCUUGGCAUAUACUAGGCCUCUGACUUCAUAUCUUUUUCAAGGGUUUCAUUCAAAACGAUGUCAGAAGAAGGGAUGGUGUUUUACAUGUGAGUUUGAGUAUCUGAUUCAGAAGGCAAAAGAAGGGAAUUCUCCACUUUCACCAAUUGGGAUAUUAUCUAAGAUACACAAGAUUGGAAGCCAUCUUGGGCAUGGGAGGGAAGAAGAUGCUCAUGAAUUUUUGAGGUGUGCGGUUGAUACAAUGCAAUCUAUUUGCCUCAAGGAAGCAGGUGUUUCAAGUCCUUUGGCAGAAGAAACAACUUUAGUUGGUUAUACUUUUGGAGGUUAUCUACGAUCUAAGAUAAAGUGCUUAAGAUGCCUGGGGAAAUCUGAGAGGUACGAGAGAAUGAUGGACCUGACUGUUGAGAUUGAUGGGGAUAUUGGAACUUUGGAGGAGGCUCUUGGGCAAUUUACAGCACCUGAAAUCUUGGAUAAAGAUAACAAGUAUAAUUGCAGCAGAUGUAAAACCUAUGAGAAAGCCAGGAAGAAAUUGACAGUAUUGGAGGCACCAAAUAUUCUCACAAUUGUAUUAAAACGAUUUCAGUCUGGUAACUUUGAGAAGUUGAAUAAGUCGGUUCAGUUCCCUGAGGUUCUGAAUAUGGCUCCAUAUAUGAGUGGAACAAAAGAUAAAUCUCCACUAUACAGCCUUUAUGCAGUGGUUGUCCAUUUGGAUAUCAUGAAUGCUGCAUUUUCAGGUCAUUAUGUCUGUUAUGUGAAGAAUAUCCAAGGAGAAUGGUUCAGGACUGAUGACAGCAGGGUAGAACCCGUUGAAUUGUCAAGAGUCUUAUCAGAAAGGGCAUACAUGCUUCUUUAUGCAAGGCACACUCCCAAGCCACUGGGUUUAGUAAGUAGCAAUGCUAUCUCUUCUGCUGGAAAGUUCAAGAGGAGGAACCUGGAGGCUAUCCCUGCUACUUCUAAGAUUAAGUCAAAUUCCAUGGCCACAAGUGGUGAUUCUUCCUCCCUACAGCAGAAGAGUGUCAAGUACCCUUACCGGAAUGCUGUCGAUGAUUCCUUAAGCACUGAUUUUGCAUAUCCAGAAGAAUGGAGAUUCCAGUAUGGGGGGAAAAAUACAAUGGUGGAUUCUUCUAGCGAAAGUUCACUUUUCAGCUCUUCAGAUGCAAGUUCUUGCAGUACUGCAAGUAUCAAGGACUCAGCCAGUACUGCUGAUUUCUCGGAUUACAUAUUUGGUGAGGUGGGACCCAAUUGGUAUAGCCACUAUGGCCUUUCAUCUAACUUGGUGUCAUCCUCCUAUGAUAACUUGGAUACAGAUUACUUAGUGAAUAGUGGUGCAAGUAGAAGGCUCCGGCAGGAUUCAGAAGAUAAACCAGUUUUGUAUGCUAACAAAAACAAAAAUCAAAGUGGCAGUAGGGGAAUUGACCUUAAAAGGUAUAUCACUGCUAACCAUUAUGACAAAAAAUCUGGUGUACAUGUGAGAAGAACAAGUGGAGACACAUCAGCUCAAACGUUUUAUUGAGUUUGAGUUGAGAGAUAUAAGCAACCAUCUUGGAUAUUUUUGGUGUAGUGAAGAGAAUCAGUAUUUCGCUAAUCCUAAUAGAAUGAGGAUUCCUGUUCAAUGUUCAUUCUGUACUCCAAUGACUUUAUUUAUUCAUUAGUA
Messenger RNA from Cajanus cajan (pigeon pea), 3013 nucleotides. RefSeq names its product ubiquitin-specific protease 17 (gene UBP17). The record is from RefSeq and is a predicted model, not a curated record. Gene Ontology annotation, biological process: protein deubiquitination. NCBI's taxonomy places the organism in Eukaryota, Viridiplantae, Streptophyta, Magnoliopsida, Fabales, Fabaceae. Gene Ontology annotation, molecular function: cysteine-type deubiquitinase activity. Gene Ontology annotation, cellular component: cytosol; nucleus.